Anopheles marshallii is the source of this 2049-nucleotide messenger RNA. Its product is annotated as DNA-dependent metalloprotease SPRTN-like. The transcript is spliced from 2 exons. The coding region runs from base 1 to 2049 and encodes 682 amino acids. The record is from RefSeq and is a predicted model, not a curated record. Gene Ontology annotation, cellular component: nucleus. Gene Ontology annotation, biological process: DNA repair. Gene Ontology annotation, molecular function: metalloendopeptidase activity; single-stranded DNA binding; polyubiquitin modification-dependent protein binding. NCBI's taxonomy places the organism in Eukaryota, Metazoa, Arthropoda, Insecta, Diptera, Culicidae.
AUGGGGAAAGAUUUAGACUUGAACAGUACGCAGAACCUGGUGCAUCCAGACUGGGAAAUAAAAGAUCCGACGCCUGAUAUAUACGCGCUGUUCGCGGUCUUUAAUCAAAAAUUCUUCCAAACUCGAUUGUCUUGCGUCCAACUGGAAUGGAGCAAGAAAAUGUACAACUGUGCCGGUAUCUGCUACCAACGGUCGAACCGCUUGGGAAAAAGCUGCAUCAUAAGACUGAGCGAGCCGCUGCUCAAAUUACGCCCGCGUAAAGAUUUAAUUCAAACGUUGCUACAUGAGAUGAUUCAUGCGUAUUGCUUCGUAUUAGGAAUCCGCGAAGGAAAUGGUGGCCAUGGUCCAACGUUCAAAAAAAUAAUGAACGGCAUCAAUAAAAUAGCCGGCACCAACAUCACGGUUUACCACAGUUUUCACGACGAAGUGGACCUCUACAAAACACACUGGUGGAAGUGUAAUGGCCCAUGCCAAAACAAACAUCCUUUUUAUGGGUUGGUGAAGCGGACAACUAAUCGCAAACCGGGAACGUAUGACUUUUGGUGGCAAGAACAUCAGAUGACGUGUGGUGGAGAAUUUGUGAAGAUACGGGAACCUUCACCCAAGCGCAAACGUGCAUUGAAAAACAAAGAAAACAUUAUGGGCUCACAAACACCCAAUGGUUUUAGCCGAUCUCAAGAGCCAAAACCGAAGUCUAGCCAAGGUAAUCAAAAGAAUGUAAUAUCGAACUAUUUCAACAACUCUACAUCAACUCGUACCACGCCGAAAAAACCCAUAUACACACCCGGAGCAAAGCCAAAUUACGGUGGUGGCACGUUGGUAAUACGAAAACCACCUGCUGCUACUGCUCAAACACGUAACGUAACACCGAAAAUUGAAGAUCCACCCACAUCAUCCCGGACGGUUUCAGCGCAAAAACCACCCCUGGAAGGUAAUUUGCGCAACGUGAAACAGUUUAAAGAUUUGCCACCUGAUGGGGAAGGUCCAUCCAAACGAGUAUCACCUCCAACUGCAGUGUUUACCGGUACAGGAUUCGUGCUUGGUUCGACGGGUAGCACGGGUGAGCGAAGAAGUCGACUGUUGGACAAAUUUCCGCCAACCACCGGUAGCAGCAGCAGCAACAGCAGCAGCAAGCCAACUUUGUCGAAAAAACCACGAACGGAAUGGAAACCCAAAACCGCCAGCACAAGCAACACGAUGGAGACCAGCAUACUCUCUGACGAUUCCGAUAACAUAUUCGACGAGAUAGAUUUGACGCAGGUGGGAAACAUCAAGAAGGAACGGACGGAAUCGAUCCGUAAGGAAAUCGUUGAUUCGCUCCCUAACGAUGAGCUGGAUGAAAUUAUUCUGAUCGACGACGAGUAUGAUGAUGAGUUGGCAGAUGAAGAAUUGUCUUCGGUCGAUAGUUCUUUGCUCGACCGAUCGGUGAUAGACGAGUUGUUUAACGAAAGCGACGAACUGAUCGAAGAUUUCAAUCGCACCAACGCACAAAUUAAGGUUGAAAAACCCGACGACGAAAUCGUAACCUGCCCGAUGUGUCUGAAACGGAUGACUCGUUCUAAGAUCGGUGAUCAUUUCGAAAGUUGUUACUCGCACAUUGCCGGCGAAACGAGCACCAGGGGAAGUAGAGGGCAAAGUACUGCGAACGAUGUUAGCCAACCAUCCACAUCGAAGGCCACCCCGUCAGGGAGCAGAACAACAUCAACGGCAUCUAAGAAAUUGGAAUCGGUUGAUUUGAUUACGGCACAGGAGCAGCUGUUGCGUGACUGUGGUUACGCAGAAGCGGACAUAGCGAAUGUGCUUCAAGACAUGAGCACGCAAGAUAUGCCGGCACCUAAUGUGGCUUCGCUCAGAGAGCAAAUGCUGCGUGAUUGUGGCUACACGGAAGCCGACAUUAGACGAGUAUUUGAUGAUGCAUCAUCGGAAGAUGCGUUGAACAAUGAUGUUGAAUUUAUAUCCGUUGUGGAAAACUGUGAAUGCCCGAUCUGUGGUAAAACGGUGUCGCUAAGUACGAUCAAUCAACACAUCGACCAGUGUCUUGUAAAGUAG